Molecule: messenger RNA, 4303 nt
Organism: Diaporthe batatas
Lineage: Eukaryota; Fungi; Ascomycota; Sordariomycetes; Diaporthales; Diaporthaceae
Exons: 3
Coding region: 482-4090 (1202 amino acids)
Biological process (GO): intracellular sterol transport
Cellular component (GO): cortical endoplasmic reticulum; endoplasmic reticulum membrane; endoplasmic reticulum-plasma membrane contact site
Molecular function (GO): sterol transfer activity; sterol binding
Source: RefSeq, a predicted model, not a curated record
GGUUCCCAGGUCGCCACACACUUGGAGCAAAAGGAAGCCCUUUCGUGUUCAUCUUCCAACAUUUUUCUUCUUUAGUUUGGUGUUGUCAUGGACGUAAUAGACAAACAGGCAGCAGACAUACAACAUCCACCGCUGUUCCCAUUGACCACUCACUGCUCUACCGGUACCCAGCCAGGAACAGCGAGUCUCACAAGAUCCCACCUGGGCGACACGGCCGGGCAAGCUGCUUGUACCCGUUCGACUCUACACCGUGUGUUGCCAUGAAGUCGACCUUGACUGGACUCUCAAGCCGACGGGUUACCCACCGACGUUAUUGACUCGACUUUCCUUGCAUCAGCCUGAGCGUGCAGUUGCGAGUCGCGCCGGCGCAUUCUGGCCCAGUUCCGAGAAGCUGCUGAAUGCGACAGAGGGCAAACAACAAACGGCUUGGACGUUUUGACCGCCAGACCACCCCGGGCCCAGCCCAGGCCUAGCAAGCCACAUGGCGCCCGACAUGUCGGAUUUGACGCUGGGGAAGCUCUUGAGAAAGAGUCGGUCCCUCCGUCGCGGGAGGGCAGGGUCUGUGGGUGAGGGCGCCGAAAGAGAUGCAGACAGUAGCAGCAUCGGAAGCGGCAGCGCAACUGCCUCACUGCCGAGAGGGCGGUCCAGGCGCUCUAGCAUCAGGCGCAGUCACACGUCUGAUGUGCUUGGAGACGGACAGAUCGACGACCAUCCCAAGUCCUCGGUUCAUGUCUACAACCUGGCCGAUGAUACGGAGUCAGUGGACGACGAUCCCAGCCUUACAUCCUGCGACUCAGAAGACCCCGAACUCUCUGUUACAGAACGCCCGGCUGUGAUCUCGAAUCACCCGUCCCAGAUCGGCUACCUGACCACCAACAACCCCCUCAUACAAUCCGUAUACUACCAGCAAGGCUCCCAGCCUUCACAGGGCUCAGUCACCACGGAGCAUCCAGGAGAGCCCGACCCGUUUGGGUCACAAAACUCGGUGGGACUUGCGCCUCCAGCAUCGCAGUCCAGUAGGAGAUCACCCUCGCCUGUGGGACGGCUCAAGGGCGUUUUUAGGUCCAAAAAAAGCUCCUCGAAGCUGUCUGGGGGCGGGAGUGGAGCAUCUAGCCCAGAGAGGCGGCCAUCGACCGCAGGCCCAAGGCUGUCCACCGACAUAACCGAUGCCCACAAGCUUACCGAUCCUCCCAAGACCCAUCCGACGACCGAUCCCGACACAGACUCCAAGAAUGCUGCUAUAGAAGAGCGGACGGAACAACAGAGAACAGGUUCAUCAGAGCGCUUUCGUCGCCUUUCUAGGGGCCAGUCCAUUGUCACAAGCACGCCGCCGGGAACCCCUGGUGCCUCGGAACAGGGCACUCCAGUAAUUGUCAACACCCCCCCAACGCCGACCGACUCUACCAGACCCAGACUACCUAAGCUUCAGUCUCCGCCGCAGCAGAACACCGCCCCUGCCGAGGAUCCUACGCUGAGCCAGCGACGUGGCAGAUCGGGUUCCGCAAGCCUGGUGCCCAGCAAGUUGUCCACCAUCCACUCCGCACCGCUCACACCAACUCCCGAGAACGGCCUUCCCACGCCUUCCAACCCGGCUUCUGGAUUCUUCGGAUCUGUGCUUUCCGCCGCGCAGAACGCCGCCAACACUCUUACCAGCACCAUCCAGAACACCAACAUCAGCCCGGGUAUCACCAAAAACAGAGGCCUAAGCCCUGCACAGAACGUGCAAAGCAGCCGAGUCGAAGACGACAAGGUCGAGGUCGAGCCCUCCGUCGAGGCAUCGAGUGACAGGGCAAUGGAGUCGCACGAGCCUGCCGUCAAGACCCUUGGCUCGGGUGACCUCAGCUUGAGCCACCUGGGCAUCGAGCCGGCUGCCAGGGCCACCACGCCCACGAAGCCCAGUUUUCCAGAACAAAUCGAUGUCAACCGAUCACGAUCCGAGUCGGCGCCAGCGGAAACGACCCCUGUCAAGCCCAACGGUGACGUCCCGUGGGAUGACCUGCAGAGGCCGCAGUCUGUUUACCAAGGUUCAGAGCCGCCGUCGCACGGCGAGAAGACACCGCCGCCGGGGAGUUUGCAUGAGGAAAUCACCGGUAUACAUCGGAGUGGCAGUAUCAGAAGCGCCAUUGGCCGUCACAACAGGAAACGUGGUAGCACCAACGGCACCGGAGGCACUGGCAAUACGAUUGGCGCCGCCCUUGCUUCUGCAAAUGCUGCCCUGUCACAGCCAGGCAGCGUAUCUGGCGCGCCGAAACUGACCGGGUUUGCUGUUGCGAGCAAGAAGCGAAAUCGGGACUUUCACGCUUUGUUCAAGAGCGUCCCCGACGAUGACUACCUUAUCGAGGACUACAGUUGUGCUUUGCAACGUGAGAUCCUGGCACAUGGACGACUGUACGUGUCUGAGGGUCACCUGUGCUUUAGCAGCAAUAUCCUUGGAUGGGUCACCACGCUGGUAAUGAGCUUCGAUGAGAUUGUGUCUGUAGAGAAGAGAAGCACAGCUCUGCUGUUCAAGAACGGACUGAUGAUCUCAACGCUCCACGCCAAACACAUCUUCGCCAGUUUCACAAGCCGAGACUCCACAUAUGACCUCAUCGUGAAGAUCUGGAAGCUGGGCCAUCCCGAACUUCAGAGCUCCCUCAAUGGGGUUCGUCUGGAUGAAACAGGCGGCGACAAGACUGAGAAGGUCGACGCGCAGUCCAUCGUCGGCAACGACCAGAGCGCUUCAGCCUCUGCCGAGGAGGAUGUGGACGGCGACGAGGACGAGAGUGACGACGGUGACGACGUGUACGACGAGGACGAGGAUGACGAUGACAUCCCUGCGCCAAGCCAGGCGGCGGACCCGCCGCUUCUCGAGUCCGCUCUGGAGAAAUCGGUAUCUCGUAAGCCCUCAGGCGCUGUCACCGCUAGUGUACCAAACGAGAAGCCCAAGGAUGCGCCGGCAGGAGCACCUGGCCAAGAUUUCCCCGGCCCAGCUACACAUGCCCCCACAGACUGCGGCGACGCCGACACACAUUACAAGAAGAUCGUCGGAGACGACGUUAUUCCGGCACCACUCGGAAAGGUCUAUGACCUGAUGUUUGGCCCAACUGCAGUCACAUGGAUGGCGAAGUGGCUCACAGUGGAUCAGAAAUGCACAGAUCUGCAAUCGGAAGACAAGAAGGGGCUUACUCUGGACAACAGAACAAGGAACUACACGUAUAUCAAGCCGCUGAGUGGCUCGAUUGGCCCGAAGCAGACCAAGUGUAUCGUGUCAGAAAACCUCGAGAGUCUCGAUCUUGAGAAGUCUGUCAACAUUUUGGUCAGCACACAAAACCCAGACGUUCCUAGUGGCAACGUGUUCAGCGUGAAGACCAAGUACUGUCUCUCCUGGGCCGAAAACAACUCAACGCGGGUGCAAAUCAACUGCGUCGUGGAGUGGACUGGCAAGAGUUGGCUGAAAGGUCCCAUCGAGAACGGUGCCAAUGAAGGUCAGACGCAAUACUGCAAGGAUCUUUUCGCUGGUCUCAAAGCAGCUGUGUCAUCAAAAGCCCGCCAGCCACUUGCCCCAGGGGCCGGAAAGGGCAAGAAGAAGGGCAAGAAGGGCAAGGCAGCUGCAAUCUCGAAUGUCACUAGUGACACCGAGGAGGCUACCAAGGCCUCCUCCAAGCAAGAUUGGGGAAUGCUCGAGCCGCUACAUGGAAUUAUGGGCCCUGUUGUGGAUAUUAUCGGACCAAUUCUCACAGGCAACGUUGUAUACGGUCUUCUUGUUGGCCUGCUCGUCGCUGCUUGGUUCGGCUUCGGUUUCAACCCGAGACCGACCGCUAGGCCGUACGGCUCGGAACUUGGCUUCUACGGUUAUCCUGACCGACUCGCCGCCUACGAAGAAAUGUGGCGGCGCGAGGAGAGCGAGCUCUGGGAGUGGCUCGAAGAGCGCGUGGGUAUGGACCGUCUUAACAGCGGCGAGAUCCACACGCGGAAAAAGGUGGUUGAGCCGCGCACAAUGGCCGAGAAGCUGAGAGAAGAUCGCAUGGACGAGAGUGAGGUCAGGGAAGCAAUCAGGAUAACCGAGGAGAAGCUGGAGGUUCUGAAGUCGGUUGUCAACAAGAAACAUUAAUCACAGGCAAGGAGGGCAGGGAUUGGUGGGUGGCUGAGUGUUAUUUCAAGGAGAAACAGUACGGAAAUACCCCUACGAGCCGACAGAGCAUUAUUCUUUUUUGUUGAAUCUUUCCAUAUUUAUUUUGUUAGGAAGCAAAGCAUUAGCGGGGUGUACAUUACAGAUUCGGCCCUUGCCUCUUUUUUUGUCUCAAAAUAUAACAUAUUUCCAAUA